AUGGCGAGCAAGAAGGUGGUUAUGAUGGUGAUGAUGAUGGUAGUGGUGAUGGCUACUAUAGCGGAGAGGUCAGUGGCGAUUGAUCUCUGUGGCAUGACCCGGGAAGAGUUGGAUGAAUGCGAACCAGCGGUGAGCAAGGAGAAUCCGACAGAACCAUCAACACUUUGCUGUGACGCUCUGAAACACGCUGACUACAGCUGUCUUUGUGGCUACAAAAACUCUCUCUGGCUCGGUUCUUUCGGUAUUGAUCCCACGCUCGCUGCUGAGCUCCCUAGCAAAUGUAAUAUAGACAACGCUCCAACUUGCUAA
Molecule: messenger RNA, 309 nt
Organism: Eruca vesicaria subsp. sativa (arugula)
Lineage: Eukaryota; Viridiplantae; Streptophyta; Magnoliopsida; Brassicales; Brassicaceae
Source: the annotation of a GenBank genome assembly